This is a messenger RNA of Phascolarctos cinereus (koala), 853 nucleotides long. The record is from RefSeq and is a predicted model, not a curated record. Lineage: Eukaryota; Metazoa; Chordata; Mammalia; Diprotodontia; Phascolarctidae.
GAGGGACCUCUCCAGUGGAGAUGCCACUGGUUGCCUGUGUCCAUGUUCUGGAAAAGGUGGCCAAACUUGACUCCAUGGGAUCUGAGCAAAUGACCAUGCCAUUAUCGUUGGAGCAAGCUGUGACUGCCAUCUUGGAUACCUUCCAGAAGUAUGCAGCGCGGGGGGACAGGUUCAAACUCUCCCAAUGCGAGCUGAAAGAGUUGUUGCUGAAGGAGCUGCCCACCUUAACUCCGACUCGGCUCCGGGAGUGUGACUACAACACUUUCUUGAGUGCGAUGGAUACAAACAAGGACUGUGAGGUGGAUUUCACUGAGUAUGUCCGAGCCCUGGCCUGUCUCUGCCUCUACUGCCAUGAGUACUUCCGGGACUGUCCCCCUAAUCCUCCUUGUCCUUAGUAACCCUAUAAGUGGGAUGAGUCAGGGAUGGGGAAUGAUAAAAUGAAUUGAUGCAUGAGAAAGAGCUGUAACCUGGGUGUUAUGUCCCUGUCUGCCUGGAAGUUGUUUUGUAGAAACUGGAGGGUCACUUGUCAGCUCUGUGGAAAACCAGGUUCUCCUUUGAGGAUGGAUUGGACUACAUAGCCAUUAAGGUCUCCUAAUCUAGACAUUCCUUGAUCUGUCUCAGCUUUCAGUUUGAUUUAUGACCCUUAGGAAGGUAAUUUCCCUUCUAAUCUCCCAUCUCUGUUGCUUCCCCUUAGGCCUGUGAUAUUCUAUUAUAAUUCGAGAAUAAACUAAGAAAGUACUUUGGGGAGGUAAAGAGAAGAUACAGAGAGAUGGUGGGGUUAGCUGGAACAAGGUACCAGGGAUGAAAUUCCUUUCUUUGUUAAUGUGCUCACCACUGUGAAUGAUCUCUCAAU